AUGGAGACGAGCGCGCGCCGCAGCUGCGGCGGAGGGGCUGUCAGCGCGCGCAGCGGCAGCGGUGGCACGACCGCGGGGGUCUGCAGGAGGCAGGAGGAGGCGGGUGCUCGGACCCUUGCGGCAGACAUGGACUUGCCUUGCGAUUGUGCUGCCGGAACUCCGGCCUCCGAGCAGCCUUCGGGGAAGAUUAACAAAGCUGCUUUCAAAUUAUUCAAGAAGAGGAAAUCGGGUAGUAACAUACCCAGCAUAUUUGGGGUCAAAAACAAAGGGGACGGGAAAGGCUCGGGUCCGCCGGGCAUGGUGAGGAGCAGGACCCACGACGGACUAGCCGAGGUGGUGGUGCUGGAGAGCGGCAGAAAGGAGGAGCCACGCGGUGGAGGCGAUGGUGGCUGUGCCAGCAGUGACCGCGGCGGAGGUCGGCCAAACCCUGGUCCGCCCAGAGCUGCGGGGUCCGGCGUGGGCUUGCCGGCCAGCAGCUCGGUAGCUAAAUCACACAGCUUCUUCUCCCUUUUGAAAAAGAAUGGGAGGUCCGAAAAUAGCAAAGGGGACACGGUAGAUGCAGGAAAGGCUGGCGGCAAACAAAAGAGGGGGCUGAGAGGGCUCUUCAGCAGUGUGCGCUGGCACAGGAAGGACAAGCGCGGCAAGGAGGGGGAACGUGAGGCGCGCGCUGGGGGCCCGGGCAGCCUCGCCCUACCGGGGUCGCUCACGGCCAGCCUGGAGUGCGUCAGGGAGGAAGCGCCCGGACCCGCGUGCGCGUCGGAGAACCUCAGCAAGGACACAAUACCAGAUCCAGCAGGUGAGCGCGGAGGGGGAGAGCCCGGGCUGGCCUCCACCGAUCCUGCCGAAGUGCCCCACUGCCGAAAGGCCGAGAGCCCCGGGGCCCCUGACGCCACUACCACCCAGGGAGAGGACGCCGCGGGGCAUCAGCGCGCCGAGGAUCCCCGGGCACCCCCUGAGCUGGGCGUUGGGUUGGUCCGGACAGCCGAGGAUGCUUCCAGGACAGGUGACGUUCUGAUAAAGACUGUCCCCCUUGUCGACUCCGACUGUGGCAGCGGCCAGGCGUCUGCCAUCCCUGCCCCUUCCUCUGUUGAUCCACCCUCAGACCCAUCGGCCGAUCGUAUUUGUUUGAUGUUUUCUGACGUGACUUCACUGAAAAGCUUUGACUCUCUUACAGGCUGUGGAGAUAUUAUUGCAGACCAAGAGGAAGAGGCAGAUCCCAGCUGUGACAAGCAUGCCCCUGGGCCAGGCAAGCCAGUUGCCUCUAAAAAGAACGCCAGCGCAGUGGCCUACCAAGGAGGAGGGGAGGAGAUGGCGAGUCCCGAUGAUGUGGACGACACCUAUCUCCAGGAAUUCUGGGACAUGCUCUCCCAGACUGAGGACAGAGGACAAGGACCCCAAGAGGGACCAGUUAAGGCAGCGGCCUCACUGGACGCCAAGGUGGUACCGGAGACCUCCAAGGACACCAGGUGUGCAGAAGUGGCCAAGGAUGUGUCUUUGGUCAUGUGCAGGAGGCUCAACCGGAUUCCCAUUGAGUCCCAUCCCAAGGAGGAGCCUAAGCACCUGCAGAAGGAACAGCAUGAAGGUGUCCCAAACAGUGAUGAGGGCUACUGGGAUUCCACCACUCCGGGCCCAGAGGAUGACAGCACAAGCAGUGGGAAAAAGGCCAGCAUCCCCAGGGAUAGCUACAGUGGUGAUGCGCUCUAUGAUCUCUACGUGGAUCCCGAUGGAAGCCCAGCAGUCCCUCCUGCCAGCGAGGAGACGUCCUGCAUGUCCCGGUUAAAGCCAGUGUCUCCGGUCACCAUCACGUGCCCACUGCGAACACCAGGCAGUUUGCCGAAGGACUCUAAAAUCCCUAUCAGCGUCAAGCACCUCGCGAAUCUUCCAUCGAGCCAUCAUGUGGUUCAUCAGCAACCAGCCAGGAGCGAGGUGCCCAGAACAAAAAUCCCAGUGUCCAAAGUGCUGGUCCGCAGGGUCAGCAACCGAGGCUUGGCUGGGACCACCAUCCGGGCAGCUGCGUGCCACCACAGUGCCAAAAAGUUAUGAGGUUCCCAAGGCCAAUGUGGAUGGACCACACGUCAAGGAAUACAACCUUCCCUGGAACCACUAAAAUAAGUUUUGCUUUCUCUAAGGAAAGGCUUUUAGGACUGUCUCUACUGCAGAC
This is a messenger RNA of Phyllostomus hastatus (greater spear-nosed bat), 2161 nucleotides long. It is a transcript of the gene AMER2, whose product is annotated as APC membrane recruitment protein 2. NCBI's taxonomy places the organism in Eukaryota, Metazoa, Chordata, Mammalia, Chiroptera, Phyllostomidae. The coding region runs from base 1 to 2043 and encodes 680 amino acids. Gene Ontology annotation, molecular function: phosphatidylinositol-4,5-bisphosphate binding; beta-catenin binding. The record is from RefSeq and is a predicted model, not a curated record. The transcript has a single exon. Gene Ontology annotation, biological process: regulation of canonical Wnt signaling pathway. Gene Ontology annotation, cellular component: plasma membrane.